AUGAAGCUCCUUGUCUGGAAUUGUAGAGGUGCUGGUGGUGCUACAACUGUCCAUACGAUUUGUGAGCUUGUUCGAGCGCACGACCCGGCGGUCUUGGUGUUACUUGAAACCAGGGUUCAAAGUCUAAAAGCUAAUCGCAUCCUUCGUAGGAUUAGAUUCUCAGCCAUGGCCACUGUUGAAACGCUAGGUUUUGUUGGUGGGAUAUGGUUAUUAUGGAGAACUGACUUGGUUAAUGUGGAGGUUCUACCACCACAUUCUCAAGCUUUAAGUGCCGUAAUUCGUCGGUGUAAUGAGGUGGAUUGGCUCUUCACCGCAAUCUAUGCUAGUCUAUGUGCUCACUCUCGAACUGAACUGUGGGAUUAUCUGGCAGGUGUAGCUCAUGGCCUCUCUCUACCUUGGUUAGUGGCUGGUGAUUUCGACCAAAUUAUGGCUCAUUCUGAAAAACAAGGAGGUGCCUCAUCUCAUCGUCAAUUAAUUAUGUUCUGGGAUAAUAUUAAUCGUUGUCACCUUUUAGAUUUGGGUUUCUCAAGGCCGAAAUUCACCUGGACAAACGGGCGCAAAAGGGUUGCUAAUAUUAAAGAGCGAAUUGAUCGAGCUCUUUGUACUGAUUCGUGGCGUCAUUUAUUUCCAGAGGCGUGGGUCCAGCACCUUCCCAUGAUAAACUCUGAUCACUGUCCUUUACUAAUUUCUUUGUUUGGGACAAUUCCUCAACACUCUGAACGCCCAUUCCGAAUUGAGGCAGCUUGGCUAACUCACCCUACCUUUAAGGAUGUUGUUCAUCAUUCUUGGAGCUUCGCAGAGAAUAAUUUGCCUUUAACCAUUGAUCGUCUUGUGCAUGCUGUUACUAUUUGGAAUAAAGAAGUCUUUGGGAAUAUUUUCUGGAGAAGGAACAAGGUUUUGGGUAGACUGAGUGGUAUCCAACGAGCCUUGGGCUCUUCCCCUAAAUCAUUUCUGGAGCAACUUGAAUCGGAACUUACACAAGAAUACAAUAGAAUUCUUCUUCAGGAGGAGGUUCUUUGGUUUCAAAAGUCUCGAUCUAACUGGCUUAUGUUUGGUGAUGCUAACACUCGCUUUUUCCAUACUUCCACUCUAAUUCAACAUAAACGAAAUAGAGUCAUGGCUCUAAGAAAUGAUGAUGGUUCUUGGUGUUCAGAUCAACUGGAGUUACAACGUAAAGCUAUUCAACAUUUUCAAAAGUUGUUCCAAUUUGAGUCUGGGAUCUCCACUUCUCCUUUAACUCACUCAUUGCCGAUCUUAACCCCUAGAGAGGUGGCGCUUCUCAAUCGUCCUAUUUCAGCUACUGAAGUUAAAGAUGCUAUUUUUUCAUUGGAUCCUUACAAAGCCCAUGGUCUUAAUGGAAUUCAACCUUUCUUUUAUCAACAACUUUGGGAUGUUGUUGGGCCGACUCUCACCAUAGUUAUUCAGCAGAUGUUUGCCUCUGGAGACAUUCCCACAGAUUUGAAUAAGACUCUCAUCACCCUCAUUCCUAAGGUGGAUCAUCCCUCUACUAUGAAUCAUUUUCGCCCCAUCUCCUUGAGCAAUGUCACCAUGAGAAUUUUAUCCAAAAUUCUGGUAUUUCGGGUACGCCCUUUUCUCACGAAGCUUGUUAAUCCUCUUCAGAGCAGCUUUAUUCCUGGUAGACAAGCUACGGAUAAUAUCGUGCUCGUUCAAUAG
Messenger RNA from Camellia sinensis, 1674 nucleotides. Lineage: Eukaryota; Viridiplantae; Streptophyta; Magnoliopsida; Ericales; Theaceae. The record is from RefSeq and is a predicted model, not a curated record.